This is a messenger RNA of Parasteatoda tepidariorum (common house spider), 549 nucleotides long. Lineage: Eukaryota; Metazoa; Arthropoda; Arachnida; Araneae; Theridiidae. The record is from RefSeq and is a predicted model, not a curated record.
AUGCUGAUAGUGCCUAAAAUUACUGAAUUAACCCCUGCUAAACCGCUUGAUGUUUCUAAAAUUAAUUUUCCUCACAAUUUGACUUAUGCAAAUCCUAACUUUUUUAAGCCUCAACGUGCUCAAAUCUUGCUUGGCGGAGAUAUUUUUUACGAACUGUUACGAACCGAGGAAAUAAAAUUGGAAAAUAGUUUAGUCAUUUUACAGAACUCUGUACUCGGCUGGAUUGUAACGGGAAGAUUGGGCACUAAGGAUAAUUGUAAGGAAUACAAAUGUCACUUAUUAUCACAAGAUCACACUUUAACUGAUUUGCAAAAAUUUUGGGACCUUGAGUCUCUAGGAAUAAAGGAUGAACCCAAAUGCUUAGAGGGGGAUGAAGCACUAUCCAAAUUUAAUGAAACAAUUAGUUAUAAAAAUAAAAGAUAUGAAAUCACUCUUCCUUGGAAAAGAGAUUGGAGGGAAUUGAACGAUAAUCUUACCGUCGCAACUAAGCGAUUUAAAGGUCUUUUAAAUCGUAUGACUCGGAAUUUUGUGAACCAGUUUCAUCUAGGA